Molecule: messenger RNA, 657 nt
Organism: Penicillium daleae
Lineage: Eukaryota; Fungi; Ascomycota; Eurotiomycetes; Eurotiales; Aspergillaceae
Exons: 5
Coding region: 1-657 (218 amino acids)
Biological process (GO): regulation of GTPase activity; signal transduction
Cellular component (GO): cytoplasm
Source: RefSeq, a predicted model, not a curated record
AUGGCUGGCCAAGUUUCGAUGAAGAAGGACUUCCAGUCGAACCUGCCUCCUCUUUUAAAACCAGUGUUUGGCGUGUCUCUGGACGACCUGUACGACCGAGAUGGGACUGCUGUACCAUCCCUCUUAUAUCAGUGCUUCCAAGCUAUCGAGCUGUUUGGUCUAAAUGUAAAGGGUAUUUAUCGAGUCUCCGGCCGCGCCAACUAUGUCAGCUAUCUAAAGGCUCUAUUCGACAAUAACACGCCUUCUAUCGACUUUACCAACCCCGAGAGCUUCUAUUAUGAUAUUAAUAGCGUUGCUGGGCUAGUGAAGCAGUUCUUCAGGGAUUUGCCUAGCCCCCUCUUUACUUCAAAGCUCUAUUCCCAAUUCAUUGAAGCUGCCCGUCUUAGUGAUGAUAUUGAACGCCGAGACUCUUUACAUGGCCUUAUCAACAUCUUGCCCGAUACCCACUACGCUACUCUCCGUGCUAUUAUCCUUCAUCUUAAUAAGGUCCAGGAACGCUACGCCCAGAACGGUAUGGGCGCAAGGGAUUUAGCCAUUUUCUUGGGACCAACCCUCAUGAGCGCCCACUCCGGGGGCAACAUCACGGACGCCGUCUGGCAGAUCCGCAUCAUCGAGACGAUCCUCAACAACACCUUUCAGAUCUUUGACGAUGACUAA